This is a messenger RNA of Diplodia corticola, 1539 nucleotides long. RefSeq names its product flavin dependent monooxygenase. The transcript is spliced from 3 exons. The coding region runs from base 1 to 1539 and encodes 512 amino acids. NCBI's taxonomy places the organism in Eukaryota, Fungi, Ascomycota, Dothideomycetes, Botryosphaeriales, Botryosphaeriaceae. The record is from RefSeq and is a predicted model, not a curated record. Gene Ontology annotation, molecular function: NADP binding; N,N-dimethylaniline monooxygenase activity; flavin adenine dinucleotide binding.
AUGUCUUCUGCAGAUGCUGUAAUUAGCAGCCCGCUUCGGUUCAAUGCUAGAAAGGUUGCCGUUGUGGGAGCUGGGCCAUGUGGUCUGGCUGCACUCAAAUAUUUGAGUGCGGAAAAGAGGUUCGAAAGACUGGUGGCGUUUGAACAGCGCAGCUCACCCGGCGGGUUGUGGAACUACACGCCCGAGGACCGCGAUGAUGGUUCUUUCGCCGUGCCGAAGACGAGGCCGACCAAGGAAGACCUCGAUAAACCCAUCUGGGGCAUCAAGUCUACCGCUAAUGGUGCUAUCAACGGUGCCGUGGUCAACGGGGACGCGAAAGAAGCCAAGUUCAUCUCCCCCGUGUAUGAGCUGCUUGAGACAAACAUUCCCAAGCAGCUCAUGCAGUUCCAUGACUUUGCGUUCCCGGAAGAAUCGCAGCUGUUCCCCAAACACUGGACAGUUGACCGCUAUCUGAAAGACUACGCCAAAGAGGUGGAGCAUCUGAUUCAGUUCCAAACCCAGGUGGCUGAUGUGAAGCUCCUGGAAUCCAGGGAGACUGACGGCCUUGUCGAGGAGCAAUGGAGCGUCAAUACCAAGAACGUCGUGACUGGGGAGUCAUCAGAGGAAGUUUUUGACGCGGUGGUAGUAGCGAACGGUCACUUCUACAUCCCCUUCAUACCGGAGAUCCAAGGCAUUCAGGAGUGGCACAAGGCGCAUCCAGGGAGCAUCACACAUUCCAAAUUCUACCGGACCCCAGACACUUUCAAGAACAAGAAAGUCAUUGUCGUGGGAAACAGCGCUUCUGGUCUCGAUAUCGGCAAGCAGAUUGGUGGCUUCUGCUCGGUACCUCUCAUCAACUCGAUCAAGUCUGAGUCGUACAUGGCGAGAGGCAAAGAUUCGUUCAAGAAGGAGGUUCCACCAAUCAAGCACCUCGACCCCAACACGCGCACCGCGACCUUCGAAGACGAUACAACCGAGUCCGACAUUGAUGCCAUCGUCUUCUGCACGGGCUAUCUCUACUCGCUCCCCUUCCUGUCCGACAUGCAGCCACCGCUCGUCACAGAUGGCACCCGAGUGGAAAACACGUACAAGCACGUCUUCUACACGCCGCACCCAACACUGUCCUUCCUGGUGCUCAACCAGCGCAUCAUCCCGUUCCAGACAGCCGAGGUGCAGGCGGCGGCGGUAGCGCGGACGCUGGCCGGCCGGUUGACGCUGCCGGCGGCGACGCAGAUGCGGGCCUGGGAACUGCACACGCUGGCCGUCAACGGCGACGGCAACGACUUCCACACGCUGGCGUUCCCCAACGACGCCGACUACAUCAACAUGAUGCACGACUGGGCCGCCACGGCCGAGGGCGAGGGAACACCCGGCGCGGGCAAGGUGCCGCCGCGGUGGACCGAGUGGCAUUACUGGUGUCGGGAGCGGUUCCCGGACAUCAGGGCCGCAUUCUCGGCGAAGGGCGAGGAGAGGAGGGAUGUCAGGGAGCUGGCGGAGGUCGGAUUCGAUUUCCAGGAGUGGAAGAAGCAGAAGGAGAGCGAGGCGAAGGAGCUGCUAUAG